Lobosporangium transversale is the source of this 886-nucleotide messenger RNA. RefSeq names its product Fcf1-domain-containing protein. The coding region runs from base 167 to 757 and encodes 196 amino acids. The record is from RefSeq and is a predicted model, not a curated record. NCBI's taxonomy places the organism in Eukaryota, Fungi, Mortierellomycota, Mortierellomycetes, Mortierellales, Mortierellaceae. Gene Ontology annotation, cellular component: small-subunit processome; nucleolus. The transcript has 3 exons.
UUUUACCCUUCUCAUUUAUUAUUCAUUCAUUCCGUCCAAUAACGACAACAACAGCAAAAACAACAACGGCGACAAAGAACAUCAUUGAAAAAGAAGAUUAUUAACAGAAAGGCAACAGGAGUUUUUUUAUUAUUGUUAUUAUUAUUAUUGUUAUUUCCUAGACAACAUGGGCAAGACCAAGACUACAAAGAAAUUUGCGCUUGUCAAGCGUAUGAUCAACCCUAAUGAUGCACGUCUUAAAGCAAACCAGGAGAAAUUAAAGAAAAAAGAAGAGGAGAAGGAGAAAAAGGCUGUCAGGCACAUUCCUCAAGUCGCAUCAUCCUUGUUCUUCAACUACAAUUCAGCAUUAGGACCACCAUACAGGGUCUUGGUCGAUACCAACUUUAUCAACUUCUCAAUUCAAAACAAGAUCGAACUGGUCAAGGGCAUGAUGGAUUGUCUCUAUGCUAAAUCCAUCCCCUGUAUUACCGAUUGUGUCAUGGCAGAGUUGGAGAAGUUGGGCCCUAAAUUCAAAGUGGCCCUUAGGGUGGCUCGUGAUCCAAGAUUCGAACGUUUACCCUGUACUCACAAAGGAACUUAUGCUGAUGAUUGUCUUGUCGAACGUGUGAUGCAACACAAAUGCUUUAUCGUCGCCACAUGUGAUCGUGAUCUCAAACGGAGGAUAAGAAAGAUCCCCGGUAUCCCCAUCAUGUAUCUAUCCCAACGCAAGUAUACAAUCGAGCGCUUGCCAGAGGCCUAUGGCGCUCCCACCAAUUAAUCAUACCAUUUUAUAUUCUAGCAUUUUCAUUUCAUUUCAUUUCUUUUCUUUUCUUUUCUUUUCUUUUCUUUUCUUUUCUUUUCUUUUCUUUUCUUUUCUUUUCUUUUCUUUUACUAUACUCUCUGCAUU